GGGAGCGUGAAGGAGCGGGGCUGAGAGGGGGGCGAGCGGAGCGGGACGAGCUGCCCGAGCCCGGGGCUGCCCUGCCGGGCCAUGGCACGGCGGGACGGCGGCGGGACGGCGCUGCGGCUGCUGCUGUGGCUGUGGCUGUGCGCGCUGUGCCCCGGCCCGGCCGCCGCCUGCAGCCCGCGCUGCCGGCACGGCGGGCUCUGCCUCGCCGACGGCUCCUGCCUCUGCUCCAAGGGCUACGAGGGCGAGCGCUGCCAGCACGCUACAUGUUAUCCAAAAUGCAAAAAUGGGGGAGAGUGCCUCCGACCUGGAAAAUGCAGAUGUCCACCUGGCUAUGGGGGUAGAUACUGUCAUAAAGUAAGCUGCGAAGGAGGCUGUCAGAAUGGUGGGGAAUGUGUCUCUGUCAAUGGAGGUGUGAAGUGCCUGUGUGCUUCUGGCUGGACAGGAUCAAGAUGCCAGGAAGCAAUUUGUCCUCAAGGUUGUCGCAAUAAUGGAGCUUGUGUGGCUCCUGGGAUUUGUAGCUGUCCAGCUGGAUGGGUCGGUAGAGCAUGUCACUUAGCUGUAUGUAAACUGUCCUGCCAGAAUGGAGGGAAAUGCAUUGCUCCAAACGUGUGUAGAUGUCGACUGCCAUACUCUGGGCCGCAGUGCACAAAGAAAAGGAAGGAAUGAAGCAACUUCAGCCAAGAUAAGCUGCACUUUUUUUCAUGUAACUAUACAGAGAGGAAGACUGCAGCAGUGGGUGACCUUAAAAUAAACAUGGUAACUUGAUUUCAGACAGCUUUUUGUUGUCACUAUAUUAAGUACAUACUUUUCUAUAUGAAAGAAAGGUAUUGCUGAUUGUAGGAAAGUUAAAAUAUCCAACUGUGUGCAGUGUAUGACACGUUUUCUUCUUUUCUUCAUAAGCAGAAAUAUUAUGCCUUGAUACAGCUGACCUUGAAAUAAAAUUUUCUUCAAAUCAAGUACUUCAGAAUAGAUCUAUGCUCUUCUUUUUGAUUUUUCCUCUCCUUUGACUAGACUUAUUGUUUUCUAUAAUUACAUUUUUAAAAAGCACAUGAAACAAAAAGCCCUCAAUUCAGAUCAUCAGAAGUGAAUGUUAGUUCAAAUAUAAUUUGCCUUAUUUGAGAUUGAACAGUUGUGAGAGGAAACUUGCAGAGCUUGCAUCUUUCUGGAACAUUACCAAACUGCAAAGCAUCUUAUUUAAAUCAUGGUUAUCACUUUAUGCCUGCUUGCUGUCCCUCCCCUUCCAAUCUGAUCUGGAUCUCAAUCAGCUAAACAGUAUUUCAAAAAAACCCCAACAACUAACACUCCCCCGCCAAUACUUGUUCAGACAAUUCUGCUAUUGCUUUCUAAAAGCUUAAUCCACGCUGAUACUCUGAGACCUUGACUACUAUUACAGUCAUAUUAUCUGAUCAUCUCUCAACUUCCAAUAAUUUCUUGUCCUUAUCCCAGUGAGACAGGGGAAUGCAUUUUUCUUCUGGAGCCAUUGAUAAUUCUAUGCUAUUCAAAACUGUGUUGUUACAGGAGCAGUAUAAUGGGAGGCUGCAGACUAGCAGUGAGGAAAAGCUGUGCCUGUCACAAAUCACAUGUGUGGGGGAUGUUGACACUUGUCUUCUGGAGAUGUGCCUGCUCGGCUUCAUUUAGGUUUUGCAGCCUUUUGAAUGGGCUGCAGAAUGUCUAAUGCAGAAUACUGAGUCUCCUAUGUUUGCUGUUCCUUGUCUCAUUUGUGCUGUUUCUUGAAUGGUACUGUUGAGGAAGGUUUUGCAAAAACAUGCAAACAGAAUCAGUUAAGAAAUGAUGCUCAGAUCUAUUUUUAUUUUUUUGAGAGAUUGAUUUUCAUUUUCUUCUAGAUGGAACUGGAAUUCUAUUUUUUUUUUUUUUUUUUUGUGGGAGAAUUUUAGCUAUGCAUUACUUUAGUCCAUUUGUUGGAACAACAUUUUAACUGUGUUUAACUACCAGAACAUGUAUCCUUCAUGGGCAGUGACUUAUAUGGACCUGUUUCUCCUGGGAUUAGAAGCCACUGAGCAAAGAGGCAAAGGUAAUGGGGUCUUCUCAGUUACCAGUCUUCCCUACAAGAGAGUGCCCAAGCAUGCAGAGGGCAAUUGAAAGGCAAUGGCUUAGUUCCUGAGACUCCUGUUUACUGUUAUGAACAAUCGCUGUGUGGCAUUGCUGUUCUGCAAUUGCUUUGAAGGCUCUUGCCUUUGGCUCAGAGGAAACCUGCUGCAGAGAUGUUGUGAAGGAUUUCCUGCAGGGACAGGGUACAACAUAAGAGAAAUGCACAUUUUUUGUGCCGCUUUUGCUGGGAUACCCUGGCUAUUCCAUACCUGCUGGUGAAAAUGUGAUUCUCGUGUGCGGAACAUGAUUUAAUCAAUGGUUCUGAAGUUUUAUAAUGAUGGUGAUGAUGAUGAUGAUGUAAUUCUGUGUCACAGUCCAUUACAUCAUGCCAUAAUUUAGAAAUUCAGGAGUUAGGUUGAGUAUCUAAGGUGACGUACUGUUUGCAGGAGAAUGAAUGAGGAAAAAAAUUACUUGCACCAUACCCAGAAUUUAGAAUAAAUAAUCAGUACUAUGUAAAUACAAAGAGGCAUAAUAUCUCAGUAUUAUUGCCAAAAAGACUGACUUCUACUAAUAAAGACAAAAGUGACAGUAAUAGUGGCUAUAAGCUGGAAGAGAUAUUGGCAUUGUCAGGAGCAAGAGAGCAGAAGCAGUCAUUGAGAGACCUGUAAUUGGUGCUUCUGAACAGGCCAAAACAAAUGCUAAUUUAGUUUCCUGUUUAGAAAUGAUUGAAGUAAGCAGUAAUUUGAUGCCACACAGAAUGCAAUGGCUUAUUUCAGAAAUACUGCUUGAAAGCAGCACCAUCUACUGGCUACAGUGUUCUUUGUAGGUUUUUUGUUUUGUUUUGUUUUCAUUUUAAGAAAUAUUUCUUAUCAUUCAAUUAAACUUGAAGUGAAUUUAAAAGUGAUUCUUCUUGUUAGUUAGAGUCAAACAAUCUUAGAAUGUAUUAAUGACAGUCUGUGUCCCCAGAUUACUAUUUCCACAGUUAAACAUACUAAAAAGACUAAAAGAGCUGUCAGUAAUUCUUGUCUUUUGUUUGUUUUCUGCUCGCUGGAGGAUUGAACAUACUUGUUACAGCAUGUACUUUUUGGAGAUAGCUAUGUCUUCCUUUAGGGAGAUAAGUCAUGCAUGCAGCUCAAAGGCUGAGAAAUGCAACACAGAACAUGCUAGCUCCCUUAUUUGUUAGGGCUAACUGUAACACCUUAUACAGAUACCCUGGUUUUCACUUAAACAACUGUAAAAAUUUUAGGGGUAUUGCAGUGGUUGCAUUUUUGGUACUCUCUUGCUAGAGUUUGCAUGGAAAGGUGAGAUGUUUCUUCUUUUUGGUGUAUUUACAUGCACAUUUUUAUUUGCUUUCUCUUCUGCUUUAAGUGCUUCUGGCAAGAAUGUAUUUACUUGGUUUAGCUAUAAAAUGCCAUUUACUAGCUAAACUGUGGGCAGAAGUUGGGUAAAAUGACCUGAUACUAGCAUGUGGCAUCUUUAAAUGACAGAAACUGCAUAAACAACUUCAGUUAUUUGCAAAACUUUCUAACCUCUAAAUUCAGGUUGGUAUAUGUUCCUCAGUGUUAUGUUUUGAGAAUUUAAAUUUUCAGUUUUUCUGUUUGGACAAAUAAUGGAGUGGGUAUAGCAAAUUUGUAAAUUAGCUUCAGUUGUUAUAGCUAUUUACUUAAGGGCUUCUGCUGAUAUUUCUUUGUGAGUUUGCUUUUGAUAAAUGGAAACAUUAACUUUCUCUUCUCAGCUAUGAAAAUAUAUAAUUAACUUUUUUAAAAAGAAAGACCCUUUCCCACUUGUGUUUUUUUUUUUAAAUCAUAGCCAGCAUGACUAUCUGUGGUAUCUUCUGUGAUACAAACCCUUCAGAGAGCAUUCACUGUUACUGCAGUUUAAAAGAUCUUUUCAAGAUCAGGGGCAAAAAUCAAUGUGCACUCAGAAGAAUUUCUGCUGGCCUGCAGGGCAACUGUAGUACAGCCAGGUAAUAAAUAGAUGAUGUACAUAGGUACCUUCCAGCAUCUUUAGUAUCUAAAGAAAUCACACAAGAAAAUUCAGCCAAGAUACUGGUAUUGUGCAUAAUGUGGUAAGAAUCACCGCAAAAUCUUUAGUUUCAUACAAGUUGCCCUUCAUUCCUUCAGAGUGGAACUGUGUUGACUCCAACCCCAUCCCCUAAUUCUUUUGGGCCUAAUUGCAGUUUACAAUUUUAACUGUUCUGUUAACCUCUGUACACAAGCCCUCUAUAUAAAUCCACAUCUUGUUACACUGACCAAUUUUACUGUAUUGUUGACAAGUGCUUUCUAAUUACAGUGAAUUCUGUUUCAUGUGUAUGAUGGACAAUGUAGUAACAAAAUAGAUUCAACUAAUCAUAUAAUUAAUGGGCAGUUUUGAAGUAGCUGUCUUGCAUGUACUAAUAAUUUUUCUGCACAAUAUGCUUGCUGGAAAAUAGCAAAAAUAGCCCAGCUUAGCACUGAGCAUUUUUAGCUACUGUAGCAAAACUCUGGAUGUGCUUUUGUUCACACAGCUUGCAUUUGGAAAAUGUAAAAUAAUUUCUGCUUUUAAAACCAUCGAAAAUAAUCAGCAAACACUAACAGUUAUAAUAAAAAAACCCUUUAUUUGCGCCUGAAAUCCUUGAAAUACACAUAUAUAUAUUGAUUGAGUUUUGUGAGUGAAGGACUGCACAAACUCAUUAACCAAAGU
Molecule: messenger RNA, 4731 nt
Organism: Parus major (Great Tit)
Lineage: Eukaryota; Metazoa; Chordata; Aves; Passeriformes; Paridae
Product: von Willebrand factor D and EGF domain-containing protein-like
Exons: 5
Coding region: 82-666 (194 amino acids)
Biological process (GO): anatomical structure development
Cellular component (GO): extracellular region; cell surface
Molecular function (GO): signaling receptor binding
Source: RefSeq, a predicted model, not a curated record